UAGCGAGCCUACAUUCCUCACGUGAGCACUACUUUUGUAGGUCAGCCCGUGGUCUGGUUGGGGUGUCUGUAGUUUGACAAAUGGCUUCUGUGGCGAGGGAUCGAGAAAUAGAACACGGACAGUUGUGGUAGACCCAGAAUGUCGGGGAAACAUCUGCCCUGAUCUAGUGGAGAAUGGGGUUUGCUACGGUCCUUGCUGUCGGCAGGAUUGCGAGGUCUCUGAGUGGAAAUCCUGGACGUACUGCUCGACAUCUUGCGGUCACGGAAUCAGAACCCGGGAGAUGGAAAUCUUGGUGCCAGCAAGUUGUAAUGGCACAGAAUGUCCUUCUGUGUCAGUUCUGUUUGAGUCGCAGACCUGUGAAGUAUCGGAGAUGAUCGAUUGUCAGCUCUCAGAAUGGACAACAUGGUCCGCCUGCAGUGAGAAUUGUGGCCAGGGGACCACGGAGCGGUCCAGAAGGCUACUGACACCAGCCUAUUGUGGUGGCGCCCAUUGCGUUAAUAAGACUCUCGAGGAAUCUACAACGUGUGAAUCAUUUUCAGCCUCAAGGGACUGUAUUAUGUCAGAGUGGGGGGAUUGGUCUAAUUGUGAAAGGAACUGUAAUGGAGGAAAACAGGCCCGAUUCAGGGAGGUUCUACAGGCCCAGCAGUGCAAAGGGGCAGGGUGCCCCAGUUCUGAGGAGGUUCGAACCUGUCACCCCCUCUGUGCUCACCCUGAGAUGUGUAACCAGGGAGUGUGUGGGUGUCGCCCAGGGUACCACCUGGUGGAGGAUGGCUUCAGUUGUCUCCCCAUCAAGUGUGUGGCUCCUUCCAUCAAAUACUGCCCUCCCUCAAGGAGAGAGUUCUUCAGCUGUCGACAUCCCAGCAGCAUAGCGUGCAAAGGAUAUGACUUCAAUGACACAUGCACUGUUUCGUGCAUUACUGACUGGUUCCUGAAAGGCCCCACCAAUGUCAUCACAUGCCAGGCUAACAGGACCUGGAGCCACCCAGACCUAUUCUGUGCCCCACCCAACAACCCUCCCCACUCGAUGAAAGUUGACAUGACAGAAAUUAAAGAGAACUCGGACAGUAGAUACUGCGUAUACCUUAGUACCGAAGAUGACUCUUAUGAUGCCCAGUUCUACUCCAUUCUUCAUGAUCCCAAGAAAAUCUUUAGAGUUGAUGGAUCCAAACUUUGUCUGACAAGGAAGGCAGACUUUGAGGAAAAACCAACCAAGUGGAAUGUGACAGUCCGAUGUACAGAUAUUGAGGGAGCUUUUGUGGACAGCACAUUCCAGUUUGAAAUUCUAAAUGAAAAUGAUGCUCCAAAAUCAGCAAAGCUGACUCCAAAUGCUAUCCCAGAAAACAGCAUGGCCGGAGUCCAUGUUGGAUGCUUCAGUGCGCAGGAUGACGAUCCAAACCAAAAUGUCUCCCUACUGUUGGUGGACUCGGAACACAAAAUGUUCGCUUCGUACUAUAAUGGCUCCCAGCUCUGUCUUAAAGUCUCAAAAGACUCAAAUCCACUGUGCACUUCUGAAGGGGGUAAAUAUUGUGUGUUAAAUAUGGAGGAACAGCAGGUCCACUUUGUCACCCUAAUGGCCAAAGAUGACUAUAGCCCCCCAGGGAUCUCUUACUUCAACCUUGCUGUGACCUUGACAGAUGUCAAUGACAAACCGGAAUCAGUGACAAUGGAACCUGACAGCAUCCCUGAGGAGGUCGAACCAGGAACCCCAUUAACAGCCUUGAAAACAAUAGAUGAGGACAUAGAUCAAAAAUUUCAGUAUAGACUGAUAGAAGAUAGCUCGGGCCUAUUCUCUGUUGUGAAUGGAAGUCUAAUUUCGUCUGUGAAGUUUGACUUUGAAGAGGAUGCUGGGAAGGAGUUUCAGAUCAAGAUUCAGUCUGAUGAUAAUGGCUCACCUAGUUAUAGAGUGUUGUCAACAAUAGUGUUUACUGUAGGGGAUGUGAAUGAGGCUCCCUAUGACCUUCAUCUGACCUCCUCUAAUGCACCAAUUCAGUUCCCGGAGGAUAAACCUAAAGUAAAGGAAAAUGCAAAAGCCGCAAUAGUUGGAACCAUUGUUGUAAAGGACCAGGAUAAGGGAGAUAAUCUUGAGAUCAAUUUAGUGGACGAUCUAGGUGGCAGACUGGUCAUUAUGAAUAAAAUGUGUUCUCAGGUCCAGGGGAUAAAUACGUACUGUCUUGGUACCUUGGUGACCUUCGGCUCCUUCGAUCACGAAACGGAGGGUGAGGUAAACAUCUCGGUGUCUGUGUCUGACAAUGGCGGCCUGCAGACGACAGUGGUGUGGACUAUGGAGAUUCUCAAUGUCAAUGAUGCCCCCAGUGACAUCUUGCUGAAUGAGGCAUCGGUCAAGGAAGGAACUGUCGUCGAAAACCACAAUAACGCAUUGAUCGCCGUCCUGACAGCUGCAGACGACGACGUAGAUGACACCCACAGCUUCCAUCUUUUAGACUCAGCCGACGGCAAAUUUAGGAUCGAAGGGAGACAACUUAUGACAUCAGAAUUGGCAAAUUUAGACUUCGAGAAUAUCAACACCUACACCAUUCGCAUUGUGGCAAAAGACAGCGGAAAGCCAGCCAUGUCAUGUGAAAAAUUUGUCACUGUCAGAGUGCAAGAUGAAAAUGAGGCUCCUCGGAACAUUCGUUUGUCGGCCAACAAGGUCCCCGAGUUGAGUGAGCCUGGCUUUGUGAUUGGUACCCUAAGUACAGAGGACCCAGACAACAGUGUGAGGGGGGUACAACAGUUUGUGUACUCCCUGGAAGAUGAUAUCAGAGGUCAAGUGGAGGUCAAGGACAACCAGCUUCUGGUAAAGAAGUCCAUGCUGCAGUGUGAUGGCCAGCCAUGCAAGUUUGACUUUGAAAAAGAGUCACAGGUCAGUGUUAAGGUGAAGGUCACAGACAGUGGCUCUCCACCUUUGACCUAUGUGGAGACCUUAACCCUGGAGGUCAUUGAUCAAAAUGACCCUCCACAAGAUCUGAGACUGGUGGGGGAAUCCAUUGUGGAGAACAGUCCUCCAGGAACCAUUAUAGGUAAACUUACAGCUUUUGAUGAAGAUGUCGGGCAGACCCUGAGUUUUACUCUUCUUAACUACACUGAUGUGUUCAUGCUGAAGGGGGAUAACUCGCUCGCUACAAUCACAAGCUUGGAUUAUGAAGUCCAGCCUGUCUAUGCAAUCUCUGUGAAGUGUUCAGAUGAUGGAGGAGACCCUAAGUUUGUGGAGUCCACAGUUACAGUGAAGGUAUUGGAUGUGAAUGAGCCUCCCAGCUUUGUAGAAGUGAUAGAAAUUCAUGUACAAGAGGACAGGAAGGUGGGGGAGGUAAUCGGAACAGUCACGGUGGAGGAUGCUGAUUUGAAGGAACAGCUGUCAUUUACUGUUACAAGGGGAUAUACUAAUUUCAUGAUCACAAAUACUUCCUGUUUUACAGAGUCAGGACAAGGAACUCGGUGCGUGGGGAGCCUCGCCCUGAAGCACCCCCUGGACUACGAGGCUGUAUCUACCCUCCCCCUGACUGUGUCUGUACAGGACUCCAGGGGCCUUACAGCCACCCACAGUCAGAUGAUCAGCGUGGUCGAUGUCAACGAACCCCCAACGGACAUCCUAUUGAAUGGUAAAUCUCUGACAUCAUUGUCUGUGUAUGAAAUGACACAAAAUGACACCCUUGCAGAGUUGUCUGCCCAUGAUACAGAUCUUAUCCAAAGUCACAUAUUUUCCUUACAAUCUGGGGACCCAGUUAAUUUUGAAAUUAUUGGCAACAAACUAAGGGUGAAGUCUUCAGCAGUGCUAAAUUUUGAGACACAAAAUGUAUACAUACUUGACAUAAAUGUGACUGACAAUGGAUUACCUCCCUUGUCAGUGGUCAAAGCUAUCUCUGUUCAGAUCAUUGAUGUAAAUGAGCCUCCAGAGACUUUAAGUCUAGACAAUAGUAAGGUGUCAGAGAACAGCCCUGUUGGUCAACUUAUUGGAAGUCUUCUUACUACUGAUCCAGACAAUGUUGUGAAAAAGGUUCAGACAUUUACCUAUGAACUGAUAUCAAACCAAGAUGGCAGGUUUCAAAUCCUAGAAAAUCAACUUCAGGUUGGCCCAGCAAACUCAGAGUGUGUGCAGACAGGGGGGCCAGGGUGUUCACUGAACUAUGAACGGUCGUCCAUGUACAAUGUGACCGUCCUUGUGUCUGAUAAUGGAGUCCCUCCCCAGAGCAGUGUGUUCAGCCUGACUGUCCAGUUAACGGAUGUCAAUGAUAUGCCUUCAAACAUGACAUUAUCAGGUCACAAGAUUCAGAGUGAUGCAGUUAAAGGCACCCAUAUUGGUCAACUUUCUGUAAUGGAUGAAGAUGCUGACCAAUCGCAUACCUUCUCUCUUGUAUCUGGUGGAGACGGGCAAUUUCUAGUCAGCAAUGAGGGCCAAGUUACAAAGUCAACAGACCAGCCCCUUGAGAGUGGGAAUGUUUACGAUAUUGUUGUACAGGCUGUUGAUAGUGGCCAACCUCAAUUAAAGGUUACAUCUACUUUUCAUGUAACUGUCCUUGGCAUUAAAGCACCAGUUAGUGUAGACUUCACCUCAGAGGAAGGGGUCGGAUCUUUUCCUGUCAAUCAUCCUGUUGUCAUGGAGAACUUAGCUUCUGGUUCAGUGAUUGGAUCUUUAGUUGGUGUAAAUAAUGGGAUGGAUCAAAACUUGGUCUUCUCUCUGGAGAUAAAGGAGGGAGAGAACCCCUUCAGACUAGAGAAUGUCAGCUGCAGUUCUGCUGAUGAUUUGACAAAAUGUACUGUGGGGGUGAAGAUGCAAAACAUUCUGGAUUUUGAAAAACAGACGUCAGUCUCUGUGACUGCGAUCGUGGAGAAUAAAGAUGGAGGCAAAUUGGUGGAGAUGUUUGAAGUUGUUAUUGAAAAUGAAAAUGAGGCUCCAAAGGACAUUCGGCCCAGCAGUACAGACCUGUCUGUCCAGGAGAAUUCCAAGGGCCAGAUGGUCACCAUGUUCUUGGUUUCAGACCCAGAUGCUGGGGAUACACAUUCCUUCACAUUGCUGGGAAACCCUGGUCAAAAGUUCAGUCUGAGCACACAAGGACAGCUUUCUGUAGCUAAAGAUGCUGUGAUAGAUUUUGAAAAGAGUCCAGCCAUUGACAUCAUGGUCCAGGUUACUGACAGGGGAGGUCUGUCACUGAAGAAAAACUUCACUGUCAGGGUGGAGGAUGUCAAUGAGAAACCUACACAGAUCAGUCUCUCACAGAAUAAGGUGAAGGAGAUGAGUGAGCCAGGGACAGUGAUUGGUCAGUUGACAACAGAGGAUGAGGACCUAGACCAGACCCACACCUACACACUGAUGGACAAUGCUGGGGGGAGAGUUCUCCUUAAUGGAACAACCCUUCAGGUAGCCAUCAGGGGAGAUAAUUGCGACGAGCGUGGUGGAUCCUCCUGUUUGUUGGAUUAUGAGACAAUGAACAGCUUUGAUGUUGUGGUCACCACACAAGACUCGGGGUCCCCCUCACUGAACCUGACUGUGUCCCUGACUAUACAGGUGGUGGAUGUCAAUGAUCCCCCACAUCACCUGGUGCUGAGUGUGACCGCCCUACCUGAGGAUACCAGGGUGGGAGAAUUGCUGGGAAAUAUAGAGGUGAACAAUGCUGAGCCAGACCAGGAAGUAACAUACAGCAUCAGUGAGGACCAGGAUGUUUUUGUAGUGGAGGGGAACAAAGUGGUUUUAAAAAAUGCCCUGGACUUUGAAACACAGUCAAUGUACAACUUAACAAUAACAGCACAGGAUGAUGGAACCCCGCCAGCUCAAGUUUCAAAAACAUUUCAAAUUACUGUCAUUGAUGUUAACGAGGCCCCGUUUGGAUUGUUGAUAACAUCUUCGAAUAUGAACACCAAGUUCCCAGUCAACCAGCCAAUCAUAUUGGAGAAUUCUGUUAGGAAUGUCCUAAUUGGUCAAAUUGUGGUGCAGGACUAUGACACUGAGGAUGCUGUUACCAUGAGAACUACAAAUAUGCAAAUUAGCAUCGUAAAUCAGCAGUGUGUGCCCACUGUAAAGAUGGUUCAUUGCACAGCUGACCUGAGAGCAGCAGUGGUGUUUGACCAUGAGACCACCCCCAGUCUGUCAGCAGAGCUUACUGCUGUGGACCGCCAGGGCUCGUCUGCCACUGUACAGUUUAACCUCACUAUACAGGACACAAACGACCCACCCAUUGAUAUAAAUGCAGGAGAGGAUACUUACACGGUGGAUGAAGGCAGCCGUAACAUAAAAAUUACAACCCUAACUGCUUCAGAUGUAGACUCGGGUCAGAACCACAGCUUUACCAUUGUGUCAGAAACUCAGCUCUUCCAUGUCAUAGGCAAUGAAUUAUGGGUGUCUCAUAUAGCAUACUUAGAUUUUGAGACUAAACCCCAACAUGUCUUGAAAAUCCGAGCGACAGAUAAUGGCAGUCCUCCCCUGUAUGUAGACAAGUCCUUCACAGUUAGGGUCAAUAAUGUCAACGAAGCUCCACUGAAUAUCAGGAUUACAACCAAUGAGAUACCAGAGGACAGCCUUCCCUACACGGUAGUGGGGAUAUUGACAGCAGAAGACCCUGACAAUGUUAACAAACCAACCCAGACUCUGAAGUUCUCCCUUGCAGAUCCAGAUGAGAAAAUGUUCGCUGUGAAUCAAACACAGCUGAUGUUCAUCAGUGGAGCCCUUGACUAUGAGAGAGUCCAACAGUACACUUUGGAGGUGAUGGUAGUGGACAAUGGCGAUCGCUCCCUCUCAGCCUCUACCAACAUUGCCAUCCAUAUCACUGAUGCCAACGAUCCACCUACAGAUCUAAAACUCUCAGCCAUGGAAAUAAAUGAGAACUGUGAAAUUGGAACAGUGGUAGGAACGCUAUCUGCUGAAGAUGUGGACAGGGGUCAAAAUCUGACCUUCUCCCUGUCUGACACCAGUAACCUUGUAGUGGAAGGAGAUCAGGUCAAGGUCACAGGCAACAUUGAUUUUGAGCAGAUGGCCCUUCUGACCUUCAAGGCCACAGCUACAGAUGAUGGUCACCCACCCAGAUCUGUUUCCAAGAGUUUCUCAGUUGCAGUAAGAGACAUGAAUGAUCCUCCCAAAAGCUUGCAGUUUGUUACUGGUGCUCUUGUUAAAGAUUUUAUGAUACCAGAGUCGAUGGCGAUGGGGGGAUCUAUUGGAACACUUGAGGGGGUGGACCCAGAUGGGGAGGAUAAACUGUCAUUUGUUAUGCUGGAGGAUGGAGGUGGAGUGUUUAUGUUGUCCAACAGCAGCAAGUGUGGUCCCACCACUGUCCAAUAUCAGAAUGCCAAAUCUUUUAUCGGUACAAAGUGUUCCAUUGAAGUAAGGCUGGCUAGUGUACUCAAUUUUGAAUCAGAGUCACCAGAAAUGACCUUGAAGGUCCAGAUCAAGGACAAAAAGGGCACAAGUCUCAUUGAAAAGUGGACAUUUAAUGUCAAGAAUACUAAUGAUGCACCAAUAGAUAUCAGUAUUGAUGGUGGCCAAACAGAAAUUCCUGAAAAUGAGCCCUCCUUUAUCAUUGGAGCUCUGCAAACAAGGGAUGAAGAUGAGGGAGACACUUUUACCUACCAUGUUAUCUCCCAUUGGGAACUCUUCAGGAUUAGAGGAAAUAAGUUGGAGGUUGGAUCUCCUCUGGACUACGAAGAAAAAUCUCAGUACAGUGUGACCAUCAAGAGCACAGAUGAUGGAGGGUUAUCUUUCUCCAAGAGCUUCAUCUUCAAAGUCCUCAAUUUGAAUGAGAAACCCAAUAAUAUUUCUUUGAACCCCAAAGAAGUCAGUAAUAACGCUGCUAUGGGAGACAUUGUCGGACUAGUGACUGUAGUGGACCCAGACAAUGUGGACCCUGACUCCCCAAUCCAGACCCACAACUGCUCAGUGGGAGGGGAUGGCUUAGGGGUCUUCACUAUAGACCAUGGAUCCAAUAACUUAAAGGUGGUGUCAGCUAUUCCAGUGGACAGAACAGAUAUGACAAUCAUCAUUACGUGUAAAGAUGAUGGAUCGCCACCAUUAGAGUACUCUCAAAACAUUAGUCUGAUCAUCAAGGAAAUUGUGACAAUCCCAAAGGAAGUCAAACUAAUCAAUCAGAAACCAGUACCAGAAAACACUGACAGUUUCACUGUAGGGAAAUUCCAAGUAUUCAACAUGUUGACCAACAAACCUGUGGAGAACGAGAUGUACCUCUACUUCCUGUUAGACUAUGGUGCCCCCUUUACCCUUGAGGGAGACCUUCUGAAAACCACUAAAGCCUUCGACUUUGAGAUGCAGCAGUCUGUCAAAGUUGCAGUCAAUGCAAUGGCAUUUGGAUCCAACUUACAUGGAGAGUUUACAAUUGAGAUAGAAGAUGUUAACGAGGCUCCCAUAGGGAUCGGGAUUUAUGGAGGGGGCAUUUUGAAGGAGAAUAGUGCUGAGGGGACUAUAAUUGGUGACAUUAACACUAGAGACCAAGAGAAGAACCAGAUCUAUACCUACACACUAGAUGCUAUAUAUCCAGGAUUGUCUGACCCAGGGAAUGCAUCAAUAUACAAAGAUGUAUUUAAGCUACACAAUAGAACACUAACUGUGGGGCAGCCAGGGAAGUUUUUAGACUUUGAGAAGUUCCCUGUGUUUUCAGUCCUUGUGACAUCCACAGAUUCAGGGUUGCCUCCCCUAUCUUAUGCUGGUGUUAUCAGGAUUGUUCUGCAGGAUGUUAACGACCAGCCAGGGAAUAUUUUUCUCUCAAAUAGUCAGGUUUAUGAAAACAGUUUAGCAGGGACAGAGGUUGGGAAUCUGACUGUUUCAGAUGAAGAUAAAAAAGACCUCCACUCUUGUUCUGUUGCAACAACAGGGGUCCCAUUCAAGAUCAAAAACAAUUUAACUCUGGUGGCAGGAAGUGGGCAGAUAGAUUAUGAAAAGGAUAAAAUAUUUGCAAUGGAGAUUGAAUGUGUAGACUAUGGACAUGGUGGACCAGGACUCAGAGUCUCCAAGAUGUUUGUCAUCAAUGUCACCAAUAUUAAUGAGCCUCCUUUUGACAUACGCCUUAAUUCCAACUUUAUAAAAGAAAACGGCCCAGUUGGUCAGGUGGUGGGAGAGCUCUCAGCAGAGGAUCUGGAUAGUGCAGAGAUAAAAUUUGAAGUUGGAGAGAACCCCUAUGUUGAACUUGAUGGAACCAACACAGUGGUGACCAAGACAGAGCUAGACUUUGAGGUGUUGUCACAGUUUGUGAUUACAGUCACAGCUGUGGAUUCUGACAUGGGAAGCAACUCCACAAAGAUCCAAAUCAAGAUACUGGAUGUGAAUGAACGACCAACAGACAUCUUUAUAAGUAAUCUGUUGGUGAAGGAAAAUUUGGAACCAGGGACGGAAUUAACAAAACUUUCUACCAUGGAUCCAGACAACAACCAAGAGUUUGUGUAUUCUAUCCCUGAUACAGAGUAUUUUGAAGUGCAAGGAGACAAGCUGUUAGCAGGAAGUAGAACGAUGGAUUAUGAGGAGAAUUCCAGUCUGGAGCUAGUGAUUAACAGCACUGACAGUGGGAUCCCUCCACAGACCAUCCAGAGAACUUUUGUUAUUGAUGUAGAGGAUGUGAACGAGCCUUUGAUUGACAUUGUACUGGAGGCUAUAGCACCGGUCCCCGAGGAUCUACCCCUGCGGUCUGUCCUGUCCAAGAUCCUGGUCGAUGACCCAGAGGAGACCCAGCAGCAUGUUUGCCAGGUCCUCCCUAGCCUGGUUCCCUUCUCUGUGAUCACCUCUGGAAACAGCAUGAAAGAGUUGAUACUGUCGGGAGUACUGGACUACGAAACAAAAUCAGAAUUCGCGCUCAGGAUCAAGUGUUCAGAUGGAGAGUUUGAUUUGACAAAGGAAAUCUCAAUAAAGAUAAAGAACAUAAAUGAGGAGCCCUAUGGAAUGACUCUGAGUGGAUCACACACAGUGGUGGCCAAUGGUACAGCUGGAUACAUUAUAGGAGAAGUCACCGUCUUAGAUCCAGAUGUGGAGCAGACACACAUCAUUUCUAUCAAGGGACCUAACUCUGAUUUUAUCAAGGUAAAGAACAGAGAACUUGUGUUGACUGGACCUAUCCCUCUGGAUGUUCUAAAGAAGACCCCUCCUGUCAUUGAGUUAACACUCACAUCCACAGACAAUGGAGAACCUCCUUUGUCUUUCAAUCAUACUUUCUCUCUUCCAAUCACAAAUGUUCAGAUAUUUGCUGCAGAAUUGCCCGCAAUUUCAUUGGAUAAUCAAGAAGCGUGGGAGGAUUCAGACAUUGGUCAAGUGGUAGGACGUCUGUACAGUAUUAACCAAACUAUCGAUGAGGAUAUUGAAUUCAAGCUCCUGUUCAAUCCAGGAGAUCUAUUUGCUAUAAAGGACAACACAUACUUGGUAUUGGUUAGAAACUUAACAGAAGUGGAAGGAACAUCUGUUAUAAUCACAGUAGCAGUGAGAAACACCGAGACCUUUGAGAUGGAGACACAGAACAUUACAAUUUUUAUCAAGAGAGUUAACAAUUGUGAAAUAAAUGGGAAGAAAUGUGAUGAAAAUGCUCGGUGUGUGAAAUCUGUUAAUUCCACGAGACAUGACUGUGUCUGUGAAUUUGGGUUUUCGGGGGAUGGAUAUUCAUGUGACAGCAUCGACUUAUGUCAAGAAAACCAUAUGCCUUGCAGAAACAAUGGCACCUGUAUUAAUGAAGUGAACAAGUAUGUCUGUAUGUGUCCAGAGGAGUUUGUAGGUGAGCAUUGCCAGAUACAAGCAUUGUCUAGUGCAGAGGAUCCAUGUUCAACCAUUGCUUGCCAGAAUGAGGGUGUAUGUUUAGUGAAUGGUGACAGCAGAGUUGUCUGCUCUUGUCAGCCUGGCUGGCAGGGGGAGCUGUGUGAGCUGAGUGAAGAUGAUUGUAUGGGCAUCAUCUGUCAUGGCAAUGGAACUUGUGUGGACAAAUUCAUGGACUAUACCUGUGAUUGUUCUGGUGACAGGACAGGAACUCAUUGUGAGUAUCAGCCUAGUCUGUGUCAGGCUGACAAUGUUUGUGCGAAUGAAGAAGUGUGUAUUCCUCUUGCUGACAUCGGCAAACCAGUAUGUGCCAAUGAGUCCCAUUUUGUAGACCUAACCUUCAGGGCAGGGACUGAAAUGGAGGAGGAAGAAUUGAUAACAAAGAUUACACAGGCUGUGCUCCAACUGGUGAAGCAGACUGGAGGCUUGGAUUUAUCAAACAGGAAAAAGAGACAGACAGAAUCAGGCCUGGGAGUCCAUGUUAUCACUGUUACACCUAAAGAAGAUGGCCAGUCGUGGCAGGUCAAACUUGUUGUGUACAGGGAUGAUGGAACUGUGAUAACAAAAGAAUUUGUUUAUGAUAGACUGAGUCAAGCUUGUACCUACAGCUUAACAUCAAAUAUACAGGACAUCAUGUGCCAGUCUGCUGUCUUUCACCCUCAGACUGGCUCCGAGUCAUCUAGCUUCCCUGUGCUGCCAUUGGCAGGUGCCCUUGGAGGUCUUCUCAUACUUGUGUUGAUCAUUGUAUGCAUCUGGAAAAAGCGGAGAAGUGCUGGGGAGGAGAACCAGAUAGAGAAAAGAACCAGUAAAGAGGAGAACUUUGAUAUAGAGACUUCGUCCAGACGAUCCAGUGGCUAUGCCUCCAUCUCCAAGAAAUCUUCGGAGGACGUAAUGGACAGUAAAACAGAGUCUCCUAAAGACAUGGCUACAACUUUGUAACACUUUGUCACUGUAGAUAAUAAACAACAAACUAUAUAUUCAUAA
Molecule: messenger RNA, 11710 nt
Organism: Magallana angulata
Lineage: Eukaryota; Metazoa; Mollusca; Bivalvia; Ostreida; Ostreidae
Product: cadherin-23-like
Exons: 60
Coding region: 281-11665 (3794 amino acids)
Biological process (GO): homophilic cell-cell adhesion
Cellular component (GO): membrane
Molecular function (GO): calcium ion binding
Source: RefSeq, a predicted model, not a curated record